Pisolithus orientalis is the source of this 2610-nucleotide messenger RNA. RefSeq lists its product as uncharacterized. Gene Ontology annotation, molecular function: oxidoreductase activity, acting on CH-OH group of donors; flavin adenine dinucleotide binding. The transcript has 13 exons. The coding region runs from base 450 to 2348 and encodes 632 amino acids. NCBI's taxonomy places the organism in Eukaryota, Fungi, Basidiomycota, Agaricomycetes, Boletales, Pisolithaceae. The record is from RefSeq and is a predicted model, not a curated record.
GCCGCAAUCGGUUCUCCAGACAGCGUACAUAUGAGAUACCGUUUCUACCUACCAAUGGGGUCACCUACUUUCUUAUAUGCCUUUCCAUAUCUAAUGUACUGGAUCGAAGAAUGGGAAUGAAAAUCAUCCGCUUACCGUUCGCAUGGGAGUGGUUGACCAGGUUGGGGCAACGUGCUAGUAUUAGUUGUGAAAUACAAAGGGCCGUCUAAGAUUGAAUCUCGGAGACGGCCGAGCGGUAUUUGCGCUUAAGCCACGGCUGCCCUACAAGAUAAAUCUAAUAUCGUCCCUGCCCACAAUAUAUGCCUCGAACUUGAAAGGAGUGUUCGAUCUGGGGAAGGAAAUGGAGAAUAGAGCCUGGAGAUAGCCGACCCCCACGUUAGCACAGCCAUGCCGGAUCAUGCGCCAGCUACUCUGAUCACACGGAAUCAACUCACUCCCUGACGACGACUAUGGACCUUGUUGAGAUCCCCGCAUGGCUCCGCGUGAAUCGCAACUUGGCUGGCAUCCUAGCAUGCUUCGUUGCUCUAUCAGUCGUCUUGAGACGACGCAAAAGACGAGAGCUGAUCACUGAUUAUUCCCAGGUAGCGAGGGCGCUCGACGGCCAAGGUCGUGAAUUUGACGAGUACGACUACAUUGUCGUUGGUGGAGGUACAGCUGGAUGUGUUCUUGCUUCCCGCCUCACAGAAGACCCACGCAUCCGCGUUCUGCUAGUCGAAGCUGGCACGAGCGGAAAGGCAUUGGUGGAGAGCAGAAUCCCCUCGGCUUACAAGCGCCUCGUUCGCACCAUCCAUGACUACAAACUAUCCACCGUACCACAGCUGCACGCCGCAAAUCGAAGGGUGUAUUGGCCAAGGGCACGUUUGCUGGGUGGCUGCUCUUCCAUCAAUGCAAUGAUGGCACACUAUGGAGCAUCUUCCGACUUUGAUGAAUUCGCCGAAAUAGUCGAGGACGACUCCUGGUCCUGGGAUAACUUUAAACAGUACUUUCACAAAUUCGAGAACUAUUCCCCUCACCCUCGAUUCUCUCAUGUCGAUGCCUCCCAACGUGGAUCGUCGGGACCGGUGACCAUCGGAUAUCAUUCCUACAAUUGGACAGGGACUGAAAUGUUUGUCAACGCGUGUGUCAACGCGGGGAUACCUUUCAAUCCAGAUUUCAACACGAGCAACGGCACCAUUGGAGUAAACAAGGUCAUGUCAUACAUCGACCGUCAUGGUGUGCGAGUGUCAACUGAAGUCGCAUACCUCACUCCUGCUGUCCUUGCCCGUCCAAACCUCAAAGUCGUUACCAAUGCUCGUGUGACUAAGAUUCUUUUUGAUACCUUAACUCCAAACAGGAACCCCCGGGCCAUCGGAGUGGAGUUUUCGGCUUUCGCACAAAAGGAGGUAGGUAGAAGAUUCAGAGCAAGGGCCAGAAAAGAGGUUGUCGUGUGCUGUGGCGCAGUGCAUACCCCGCAACUCUUAAUGCUUUCCGGCAUUGGUCCCGCAACACACCUCGAUGAAUGCGAUAUUCCUGUUGUCGUCGACCACCCCGGCGUCGGUUCCAACCUCUCUGAUCAUGUCACAUUCCACAUGCGGCUCGCCGAAAAAAUGGGAAUAUCACUCGGUUACUUGCAACCCAGUGAUUUACAUGCCAAAUUUAAACUUGCGCGUGAUCUUCUGAGAUACAAGUUGCAGGGAACAGGACCGCUGGCUUCGAAUUUCGCGGAAGGGGCCGCAUUCUUCCGUUCAGAUGAUCCACUUCUCUUCCCCAAAUACGACCACAAUGUGCAAGAUAGUACAUCGGGACCGAGUUCCCCAGACCUUGAGCUCAUUGCCGUGCCAGUCCUAGUUCACGCUGACAAAAGUCUGGGAUUAAACGGGUACAUGCUGGUACCGGUUCUGCUGAGACCUACGAGUGUUGGUACCGUCAGGUUGAAAUCUGCAGACCCAUGGGAAGAUCCUCUCAUCGACCCAAAUUAUUUGUCUACCCAACACGAUGUCGACGUGCUAGUGCGCGGCGUUCGUCUCGCCUACAAGAUAGCGCACAUUCCUCCAUUGGCAGACCUCACGGAUCCCGCUAACGACGACCCGAAGUUGGAUCAUCAUUUUGGACGAUUGAGCGACGACGAGCUACAACAAAUAAUACGCAGCAGAGCAGAGACAAUUUUCCACCCUGUCGGCACGUGUGCGAUGGGUAAAGAUGGUGUUGCAGGAGCGGUGCUUGAUCCACAGAUGAGGGUUAGAGGGAUCAGUGGUUUGCGCGUUUGUGAUGCGUCCAUCCUCCCAAAGUUGGUGUCGGGUCAUACAGCCGGAGUUGUCAUUGCCGCUGCAGAAAAGUUGGCGGAUAUUAUCAAGGCCGAGUACAAAUAGAUGAUUGGAUGUGCCAUCUGGAGAACUGAUUGCGGAAACUACUUGCUGAAAGGUGACUUGCUCAGUGAUGAAUUCACAAUCAGACUGCGAUACCUGUGACAUUGGUAUGUGCGUAUGAAGUUACUUGCACAAUAUACAGGAGAACAGGCUGGAGGUUCCCCUCUAUGCUUAGUUGUCAAGACGGUCAUCUUACCCCAACUAGCGUGUGUGUAGGUGUUGCAUCCAUGUUUGUGUUCUUUUUAAAUAAAAAAUAAAAAGCGAA